CUCGAUCGAGUUUUAAUUACAGUGUUAAUUUCUGCCGUAAAAAAUUUUUAAUUCAAGCCACUGUGCAAGAAGGAUCGGAACCAGGCCUUAGCCUGAGCUCACGAUACGCGGCCUGGCUUCUAAGUCUGGUCAGUCCGAAGAAAGCACGUUACCAAGGCGACCAGGAGUCAGACAGCAAAAUGGCGGACAGCGUACAAGUUGAAGAGCCACAAAGAAGAGCUGUUGGGGGAACUAUAACGACAGGAAGGAUUCACAAAGGUCAUGGAAAGACAGUGGCAUCAGCUUCUAUUCCAAGUAAAUAUCAGACAAUAGUGAGUGACAACUCAGAGAGGAAAGGUUUCCUUUCAAGAUCCAAGCGCUUUGAAGGGAUGAAUGUGAGUGCAAACCCAGGACCCGGGACUUAUGGUGAGCUGAAAUCAACUGAAACUGCAAGCUCUUCCUUCUCCAAGAAAGGUUUUGGUGGAUUUGCAUCCAAGGCACGGCGUUUCCCAAGAGGAGUUAAGAAUACAGGUCCAGGCCCAGGUCUGUAUGAUCCCUCAGUGUCAAGAGAACACAACUUCAACAAAUCUACUGUCACAAGGAAUUUCCACCUUCCAAUUGCUUUGCAAAGGGACAUCAAAAAAGAACAGUUUCCAGCACCUAACCAAUAUUCAGUUGGUCGAACUACAGGAAGAGUUGUUUAUGACAAUAAUGUUGCAGCUUGUGCUGCAUUUCAAUCAAAAUCUAAAAGGUCAAAGGACUGGAGUACUGGAGCAAGCUAUGGACCAUCUCCAUGUCACUACACAAUCAAUGACACGCUUGUAACAGAUUCACCUAAAAUCGCCACAGCACCCUUUAAGUCCACGACAGAGAGAAAGAUGAUGCAGUCUCCUGUGCCAUACCCUGGGCCAGGGUCAUAUAAACCUUUUGAAAAAGUAGAUGUUUGUACAUCAAAGGAGCAACCAGGAUUUCAUAACAAGCACUACUUGUGUAUCUCGGCACCUGCGAUGCCCCUCCCACCCCUUGAACCUAUGCCAGGUCCUGGUCAUUACAAUGUGGUUGAUUAUGAAGGCCCCCCUAAACACUACAUGUCUAGUUCUGCCUUCGUCUCAACGACCAGUCGAUGGACAGGGGGAGUACUUGGAGAGGAGGACUCACCAGGGCCAGCAACCUAUCGACCACAGCAUUAUGGCAAACAGUCGUUCAUCUACAAUUCACAAGGAAGAUGGAUAUAGUCUACAUCCAAUUUGCAAUUUGCCUUUAGUGGAUUUUAUUACCAAAAUAAUUUAUGGACUUACUUAAAGUUAUUAACAAAUUAAUAUACUUGUUUUAAAACAUAAAUAACUAUUGAUCAAAAUAGGAACCAGAUACAAUGUACAUACAUGUAAAGAUGUGAAAACUGUACUGUUAUAUUUAUUGUCAAUUUCUCAGUCUGUAAUUUUGGUGUUUCUAGAUUGCAAAUUGCUCAUAUUCAUACAUCACAUAUUUUCAUUGCCUAAUAAAGUAUAUAUUAAGUGCAUGUAGAUAAAUGCAAAAGCUUAGGUUGUACAUUUUAAAGCUUGUGUAAAUAUUUCAAAAACUAAAGUUAUGUAACACUUACAGAUUAUGAUAUAUGUGUUUUUUUUAGUUUGAGCUCUGAAGAAAAUUGAGUUUCAAGUUCCACCAUGAUUUUAAAUUUUAAACCCACAUUUAUCAACCAGGUUGUAGGCACUACAGAAUGCAUAAUUCUUUAAUAUUAUAAAUAUAAUAAAAUGAUUUUAGCCAUUGCUCCCAGAACCAAACACAAAUCCCAGUGUGAGUACUUUUAUAAUGCAAAAAUAAGACUUUAUACUUUGGGAUUAGAAAAAUGUAUUUUUAUAAAAUAAUGUUGAGAGUUUUUUCAUGCAUGGUGUUAAUGCAUGUGAGGUUUGAAAAAUAAAAUUGAUGUUAAUUACA
This is a messenger RNA of Orbicella faveolata, 1914 nucleotides long. RefSeq names its product O(6)-methylguanine-induced apoptosis 2-like. NCBI's taxonomy places the organism in Eukaryota, Metazoa, Cnidaria, Anthozoa, Scleractinia, Merulinidae. The record is from RefSeq and is a predicted model, not a curated record. Gene Ontology annotation, molecular function: chromatin binding; histone binding. Gene Ontology annotation, biological process: epigenetic programing of male pronucleus. Gene Ontology annotation, cellular component: male pronucleus; germinal vesicle; female pronucleus.